Aspergillus uvarum CBS 121591 is the source of this 1900-nucleotide messenger RNA. It is a transcript of the gene irs4, whose product is annotated as protein irs4. The transcript has a single exon. Bases 172 to 1824 code for a protein of 550 amino acids. The record is from RefSeq and is a predicted model, not a curated record. Gene Ontology annotation, cellular component: actin cortical patch; cytoplasm; mating projection tip. Gene Ontology annotation, molecular function: protein binding; calcium ion binding. NCBI's taxonomy places the organism in Eukaryota, Fungi, Ascomycota, Eurotiomycetes, Eurotiales, Aspergillaceae. Gene Ontology annotation, biological process: endosomal transport; actin cortical patch assembly; endocytosis.
CCGUACUAUUCAUCUCUCUGCGUUGCUCGAAUGACGUUGUCGUGAGAGAGGAUCCUACCAACCUAACCCAACCAACUCGAACUCGAGAGGAACGGGCAGCGGCAGUACUUCUGGUCCUGACUGCCCCCACCCGCGCGAAACCUUGGAACGGGCAUUCCUGCCUAGACAUGAAUGGCGAGUUCGACAUCCGCUCUGGACCGCCGGCUGUCUCCCCAUGUGUCCCCCAACCAAGCGAACAGCGCGAGCAGCACGGUGACAGCUCUCCAAGGAGCGACAGCAGCCUUUAAUGCGACAAGGUCUGCAAACAGACCACCUCCUCUUGCCAACCACCAAUUUGGCGCCCAAAGGGGAUCGUGCAGCAUGAACUCUUAUGCCUCAGACUUAGCCUCUCUUCGCAGCAACCAAUCUCCAGAGCCACCCGAGAUUGGUUCAGUCAAGGACAAGAUUGGCAAGUUCAGUGCACACGGGCAGCCUGGCGGCUCUAGGGACGCUCCCCUCAAAGUACCCGGGGAUAUAGGGGGCUUAAGACCACGUACCCCGCAGCAGAUCGCCGCCCAGCUUGCGGCGGGGAGAUCCACGCCUAGCAAGAAACCAGCUCCUACUCCAAGCAGCAGCAGCGCCAAUGUUGACCUUCCAAUGAGGCCUGGCGGAGAGCGCGAAAGACCACAGCUCCUAGCACCGAAGCCCGUGUGGGCCACAGCUGCGAGUAAGGCCUCGUUUGAGAAGAUCUUAAAAGACGAGCAGGACUCUCAACUCGGAGACAAGAAAAUCGAGCGAAAACCCGUCAGGCCGGGCUCUGCUCUGUCGGAUUUUGCGCAGCUGGCUGCGGCAAAGUCUCGACCACCGCCGGUGCCUCGAAAACCUUGCCUGAAUCCUACUAGCAUCAAUGCCAAUCUGGCAUCAGAGAAAUCGAAAGACCUUCCCAGAUCGCAUCUAUCACUCUCUUCAGGAGAUCCUAUCAGGACCGACGAAAACCCACCAUCACUACCCCCGCGACCGAGAGAAACACCAUCAUCAUCGAAAAUAGACCUGGCAGGUCAUCGAGCUCUUCUCAGCAGUAGUGAUGGUCGGCCGCGACCCUCCAGUCCAGGCUCGGCGUCUAUGUAUGCGAAAUCCGUCACCAACAGUACUCCGAGCCUACUUGAUAGUACCUCGGAAGGAGUACUGUCAGAUGCAAUUGUAGCAUCCUCAUUAGCAUCCACCCGAGCUUCACAGGAGAAGAAAACCGCCCCGCCUCCACCACCCCGGCGUCGGCCGCGGUCACGUUCAAUCGUGCAUCUGGGCCACUCAAAGAAACAUGAUCACCAGCAAUCGUCCAGUCCUUCUACUGUGCUACGGCAGACGCUUCGACAUCCCAGCAGUUCGGAUGAAGAACAGGGGUAUCGCCAGCACAAACACAUAAUCCGCAAGCACCCCCACAAACAUCAUGAAGGUGACCGAAAGCGUUGGCGGAGUGAGGUCAGUGAGAAAGACCGGAAGAAGUACGAAGGGGUCUGGGCGGCAAACAAAGGAUUGCUGGUUCCUUUGCCAUCGCAAGUCCCACCCGGUUCAUUGCCUCCCGACGCGUCCGAGAUGGUGGUUAACCUUGUGGUCCGCGACAUCUGGUCUCGCAGCGAGCUUCCAUCGCAUGUCCUAGAGCAGAUCUGGAACCUGGUCGAUAGUCAAAAGAAUGGACUUUUGACCCGCGAAGAGUUUGUGGUGGGGAUGUGGUUGAUCGACCAGCAGCUAAAGGGGCACAAGCUCCCCGUGCGGGUCCCUGACAGCGUUUGGUAUUCCGUCAAGCGGAUAUCAGGGAUAAGGAUAAAUUCGCUGCCGCCGUCCUGAAACUGAUCUAUAGGGGAGCUUGCAUUAGACCAGUAUUAUCUGGCUGCAGCCCUGGCUAUAUAGUGCAAUAAAUUUU